AUGGAGCCCACAAGGGUGGCUCCUGGGGCGCAGGGCCUGGGGUCCCGAGUGGCGACGGGGUCAGGGACGGCCGCGGAGCUUGUGUACCACCUAGCGGGGGCCCUGGGCACUGAGCUGCAAGAGCUGGCGCGCCGUUUCGGACCAGAGGCGGCUGCCGGGCUGGUGCCGCUGGUGGUGAGGGCGCUGGAGUUUCUGGAGAAGGCUGCCGUGGGGCCCGCCCCAGACUCGCUGCAGGUGUCGGCGCAGCAGGCCGAGGCGGAGCUGCGGCGUCUGCGCGAGGAAAACGAGCACCUCCGCAGGGAGCUGCGCUGCGGGCCACAGGAGGAGCGCGCUCUGCUGCGGCGGCUCAAGGAGGUGACCGACCGACAGCGGGACGAACUCCGGGCGCACAGCCGUGAUCUGCUGCAGCGGAGCCAGGAGACAGAGGCGCUGCAGGAGCAGCUGCAGCGCCUCCUGCUGGUGAAUGCCGAGUUGCGGCACAAACUGGCGGCCCUGGAAAUCCAGCUGCGCUCCGCGCGUGACCGCGAGAGGGAGCUACUCGCGCGGCUGUGCCGAGGGGCUCCGGGGCCGGGGUGUGAAUUCGAAUCCGCCGCCACUGGAAGCCCUCGAUCCCCUGAAGACCUGGUGGGGGCCCAGCAGCCAGAGUGCCCCUCCAAGGCAGUGCAGUGCGACUUCAGUCGAAAGGAGCUUCAGCAGGUCCUUCAGGAGCGGAAUGAGCUCAAAGCCAAUGUGUUCCUACUGAAGGAGGAGCUGGCCUACUUCCAGCGGGAGCUACUCACAGAUCACCGGGUCCCUGGACUUCUACUUGAAGCCAUGAAGGUGGCUGUUAAGAAGCAGCGGAAGAAGAUCAAGGCCAAGAUGUUAGGGACCCCAGAGGAAGCCGAGAGCAGUGAUGAUGAAGAUGACUCAUGGCUCCUGAUCUCCAGUGAUAAGGAAGACCACCCUCCAGCCCCCGAGUCCAGGAUACAGAGUUUCUUUGGCCUGUGGUAUCAUGGUGAAGCAGAGAAGACUUGCAGCACAACUCCCAGCGUGCCAGGGAGAGAAGAGGAUGUCCCACAGCCUGUGGACAGCCAUGCAACUCCCAACUCUUGACCAGCCCUGCUCGGUUUACAGUGAACAUUUGUCUGGGGGUCUCCAUUGCCCCCCAGGCCUGACUCUGGGGUCUGACUUUGGGCAGAUGUGGCCUUCAGUGAGGACAGGGCUCCCUCCUUCCUAGCCCAGCCUCUUCCCAAUGCUGACCUGAGCCAGGGUGUGUUAGGGGGCCCAGCCACCUUCCUGCCCCAUGUCUCUGCCCCCUCUGAUCAGGUGCUUCCUGAUCAGGUGUCAGAAAUGGAGAGCUCACUGCCGUCUGCAGGGGUUGGAGGGGCUUAAGCUGGUGUAAUAAACAACUGCCUGUGACACCCAGUUGCUGCUUCG
This is a messenger RNA of Condylura cristata (star-nosed mole), 1416 nucleotides long. It is a transcript of the gene RILP, whose product is annotated as Rab interacting lysosomal protein. The coding region runs from base 1 to 1092 and encodes 363 amino acids. Gene Ontology annotation, cellular component: ciliary basal body; cytoplasm. The transcript has 8 exons. Gene Ontology annotation, biological process: cilium assembly. Gene Ontology annotation, molecular function: protein dimerization activity. NCBI's taxonomy places the organism in Eukaryota, Metazoa, Chordata, Mammalia, Eulipotyphla, Talpidae. The record is from RefSeq and is a predicted model, not a curated record.